AUGGCUUCACCCCUGCAGCACGAUAGCGAGAAUCUACAUUCACCGGCAUUACCGCAAUCGGACUCACCACGAGGCCUGGGAUCUGGAUCGAAACAAUCGCGACGAUUACAACUGCGUAAUGCUGGCUUCCGUGCACCGACGCUGGCACCCAGAAAAGUUACGCCAAAGUCUAUAACCUCGAGCUCCGCGACGUACUCCUCUAACAGUGCAUUUCAACUCUCGGACGCAGAGAACAUCUCGCCUACUGGGAAGGGCCCCACCAAAGAUCGAAGCAGUAUAGGUGCUGCUCGGAAAUCGAGUGGGAUAUUGCAGGACAUUGGCAAUUCUUCGACGACUCGACAAGCCAACCACGCGCGAUCUCGCGUGACUUCGACAAAGUACAGACUGUCUGAAGGAAACGGCCACGUCGAGGACCCCAGGAACGGUACGAGUUCUCCGCCUGCUCCGAGCUCGAUCACUAUUCGCCCGCGCUCGAAGCGGCUUCGUGCAAGCAUGGGCAAGCCGCGACGGUCUGGGAGUUCGGAAACGCGAAAGUACGUGGACCAUCUAGAGGAGCAGCUUUCCGAGGCGCAAGCACAACUGUCGGCAAUCAACUCUCCUACUAUCACGAGGGCAGAGUCGUCGAGAGUGCGGACUCUCAAUGCCGAGACCAAACACUUGCAAGACGAGCUGGCGGCUUGGGAGGAGAAGUUCGAGCACCGGGUACAGGGAGAGCUGGACAAGCAUUUCGAGACCGAGGCUGGUUUGAGAGCACGCGUGCGGACAUUGGAGGAUGCGACAGAGGAGGCUCGGUUCAAGAUACAGGAAUUGGAGAUGCAGUUGGACUCGGCAGAUCAGACCAUGAAAGCAGCUGAGGUCGCCAACGUGAAUCUGGAGAAGCGCCUCGAGAUAAUGUCCGAGCUGCUUGCUACUUCGCCUACGAAGAUCGACCUACACGCCGAGACACCCUUCCGAAGACGGCAGAGCAGACCGAAGUCGAUGCUUCCACGCUUUCCUACAGCAGGCUCCCUCGCCCAGUCUCCGGAGCGUCCAGCGUAUACACAGCCAACAUCGCCCUCGCCUCCACAUAUUCGGUACAGUCCUGGUGUUCCCAUGUCGCCAGUCAACCUGAACUUCUCGCCAGAAGUACCGUCAUCAGAUGAGGAGUCGGGCUUCUCACAUGCUUCUUUUGGGGCUAACUUUGCACCACCACCUUCGAAUCUGGAAUCAAGACCUCGAAGGAGAAUGCGACGGUUUGGUGCUGGUAGUAUGGGGCCAAAGCCGCUCAUCCUACCUUCUACGUCAAACUGCGAGGACACACCAGCAUCAGCAGCGCCACGCCUGGAACGUGACGAAGAGGAGCUGCACAGCGCAUUCCCUUUCCCGCCACCUUUCAGUAUGCGAAACAAUGGCAGCCCACAGCCUUUGAGACGUAGGUCAUCCACUGAAGCAAGAGCUUUGUCAAUGUCCGGGUCAUCUUCGUCACCACGAUCGGACCCGAGCCAUGGUAGUCGUCGGUCGCACGGCUACUCACAUUCUGUCACCCUUGCACGGCCGGUCUCUGGCACACUAAGAGCCACACCACGGGACUUUUCAUCCAUAGGCUCUGCGGUUGGCACGACUAUUGGUCGCAACCUGAUGGAAGAACUGACUGCCGCACGAACAUCUGAGGAAGAUUCGAGCAGUGAGCCUUCGUCCGAGGACGCGCGAGAACAAAGCCCGAUCCAGGAUGGGCUACCAUUGCUUCUUGAAGAAGCUGUUCCGGCGGAACCCGAUACUGCACUAGCCUUACUUGAACAAUCGGAAGGCUAUGUGGAUGUGAACUUGCCGCCAUCAGAACCGCCCGAAUCACGAUUCGUGUCGGGCUCCUCCACCGCAGUCGCUCUGUCCACGGCGGUGGGCACGAUCAAACAGCCCCCGCCCAUCAAGCUUUACCCUACAAUACAUAGUAGGUCUAGCAGCAGGUCUCUGGCUCCAUCAUCCCAAGGCUCGUUGUCAACGCUGGACAGUUUGCGGACGAUCUUCAGCGACAUGUUCCGCUCACUACGCUCGCCGGCCGAGCUUGCUAGGCACCUCGUCCAGAGGGCACAGUCACACAUGCAGAUCCCUCGGCCAUUGCUUAUCGUGCAAUGGUGGCUUGUUGGUAUUCUGCUAGGGCCCAUGGCAAAACGGAGAUUUCUUGCUCGUUCAACAUGCUGCGACAGUAACAAGGAAACAACACCUUUGCUAGAGGACGAAUCCCAGGAACAGGAACAGAUCGCAUACGGCACAGCAUAUCAGACUCCUCAAAGCUCACCACUACCUCCCCGAGCACGAAGCGCGCCCUUGGUAGCUGGUAAAGGCAAGAAGCGGGCAACAUCGGCAGGUGCUAAGGGUACUGCUUGUGGUAAGGCCGCUAAGCACUGCCCUAACCAUCCGAAGCGCUUCAAGCAUAGUCCGUGGUUGUGGCUCAAGUUUAGUAUCACUUUGGCCUUUGCUGUUGGUGUGGCCUUUAAGGACGGACCUAGUAGCCUAUUGAAGGAGGCUGAUUGCCAUUGCAGGAAGAGAAGCAUCAGCAGGACUGGGCGAAGGGCACGAGGUGACGAUGAAGUGUUGUCGACGCCUAAUUUGCGCAGUCCUGAUGAGACUGUGACGUGGCGGCAGCAGCAUCGAAAUGCAGGAUAG
Messenger RNA from Fulvia fulva, 2643 nucleotides. RefSeq lists its product as uncharacterized. Lineage: Eukaryota; Fungi; Ascomycota; Dothideomycetes; Mycosphaerellales; Mycosphaerellaceae. The transcript has a single exon. The record is from RefSeq and is a predicted model, not a curated record. Bases 1 to 2643 code for a protein of 880 amino acids.